AUGUCAAAUCUGAGUGUUGUGACAACAUUCAUCCUCAUGGGAAUUCCCCAUGCACCAGCCCUGGAUACCACCCUUUUUGGAAUCUUCUUAGUGAUUUAUGUACUCACGGUGAUAGGGAACCUCCUCAUCCUGCUGGUGAUCAGCAUGGAUUCCCACCUCCACAUCCCCAUGUACUACUUCCUGGCCAACCUGUCCUUCCUUGACAUGUGUUUAUCCACAGUCACUGUGCCCAAAAUGCUAAUGACUUUCAUCACCCCAGGGGGCAGGGAUAUCUCCUUUUACAGUUGUGUUUCCCAGCUCUAUUUCUUCCACUUUCUGGGCAGCACUGAGUGUUUCCUCUACACAGUCAUGUCCUUUGAUCGCUACUUGGCCAUUACUUAUCCGCUCAGAUACACAAGUAUGAUAAGCGGAAGAAAGUGUGCCAUCCUGGCAACCAACACGUGGCUCAGUGGCUCGUUUCACUCUGCAGUCCAGACAAUAUUGACAUUUCGUUUGCCCUAUUGUGGGCCCAACCAGAUCCAGCACUACUUCUGCGAUGUGCCACCCAUUCUCAAACUAGCCUGUGCAGAUACCUCCACCAAUGAGAUGGUGAUCCUUGUCAACAUCGGAUUGGUAGCCUCCGGCUGCUUCUUCCUGAUAGUGCUUUCCUAUGUGUCCAUUGUCUGCUCCAUCCUGAAGAUCCGAACCACCGAGGGGAGACUCAAAGCCUUCCAGACCUGUGCUGCCCACUGCAUCAUGGUCCUCUGUUUCUACGUUCCCAGUGGUUUCAUAUAUUUGAGGCCAGGCUCCAAGGAUACUGUAGAUGUGGUAGUGUCCAUUUUCAACAGUGUGCUGACAUCCCUUCUAAACCCUCUUGUGUACACCCUGAGAAACAAGGAAGUGAAGAGAGCUCUACUCAAGUUGAGAAGUGUGUCAGUAUUUAAGCAGAGUAAAUAG
Chrysochloris asiatica (Cape golden mole) is the source of this 936-nucleotide messenger RNA. Its product is annotated as olfactory receptor 10G7-like. Gene Ontology annotation, cellular component: membrane. Gene Ontology annotation, biological process: G protein-coupled receptor signaling pathway. NCBI's taxonomy places the organism in Eukaryota, Metazoa, Chordata, Mammalia, Afrosoricida, Chrysochloridae. Gene Ontology annotation, molecular function: olfactory receptor activity; G protein-coupled receptor activity. Bases 1 to 936 code for a protein of 311 amino acids. The transcript has a single exon. The record is from RefSeq and is a predicted model, not a curated record.